UGUAGCUGGCCACGUGGAGUUCGAGUGUCUUGCAAGAAGUUUUGAAGAUGGACAAGCUAAGAGAUGGCUGGUUCUCGGAGGAGUGUGAUAUGUGGCCAGGGCAAAAGUUCAGCCUGGCUGUGAAAGAAGUGAUUCAUCAUGAGAAAUCUAAGUACCAAGACAUACUGAUCUUUCAGAGUGAAACGUAUGGGAGAGUGCUGGUGUUGGACGGUAUCAUACAGUGCACUGAGAGGGACGAGUUCUCCUAUCAGGAACCCAUUGCACACAUCCCGCUAUUCUCACAUCCAAAUCCAAAGAAAGUGUUGGUAGUUGGUGGUGGUGAUGGUGGGGUACUGAGAGAGGUGGCAAAGCAUUCUACAGUCGAGGAAAUUCAUCUCUGUGAAAUUGAUGAGUGUGUAAUUGAACUCAGUAAGAAGUAUCUACCACAACUAUCAGUCGGAUUUUCCAACCCGAAGGUCAAAGUUCAUAUGCAGGACGGUAACGUGUUUCUUAACAACCAUAAAGAUCAGUUUGAUGUGAUCAUUACUGAUUCCUCCGAUCCGAUUGGUCCAGCCAAAUGUUUGUUUGAGCGGCCCUACUAUGAGAAAAUCGAGGGUGCUCUUAAGGCCGAUGGAAUCAUGUGUGCCCAAGGUCAAUGUCUGUGGCUGGACCUGGAUGUCUUACAAGAGGUUGUCCUAGUGACCAAGAGCAUCUUCCCAGUGGUGGCGUAUGCUCAGUCCUCAGUACCAACCUACCCCACAGGGACUAUAGGCUAUCUCCUUGCCAGCAAAAACAAGGACACAGUGUUUGAGAGGCCUCUGAGGACACUGACUGAACAGGAGGCUGAAGACAUGAACCUCCAGUACUAUGACAGUAGUGUACACGUGGCUUCAUUUGAACUGCCAAGAUUUGCCAGAAAAGCACUGGGAAUCAGGGGAAUCAGACACAAGUGCUGACAUUAUUAAUUUAGGAGUGAACAGUGAACCUUUCUUUAUUUAAUCUGUUUUCCCCAUGCAAUCAUGUUUUCAAUAUUCAUUGACAAAAAGUAUCACUUAUACACCUCUA
Molecule: messenger RNA, 1044 nt
Organism: Halichondria panicea
Lineage: Eukaryota; Metazoa; Porifera; Demospongiae; Suberitida; Halichondriidae
Product: spermidine synthase-like
Exons: 7
Coding region: 48-935 (295 amino acids)
Biological process (GO): polyamine metabolic process
Molecular function (GO): catalytic activity
Source: RefSeq, a predicted model, not a curated record